AUGGAGAUCACCAAUGAAACAGAUGUUAGUGUGGCCCAAAAGAAUGAUUAUUCAGUGUGGGCAAUUCCACCUGAAGAUAUGGGAGAAAGGCUGAAGAAGUUGAUGGGAGGUCUUAGAUCAGAGUUUGGCGGGCCUGAGAUCCCACCACAUGUCACUGUUGUUGGUGCUGUGAGCUUAACAGAGCAGGAUGCUUUGGAGAAGUUUAGGUCUGCUUGUGAAGGGCUCAAGGCUUAUCACGUUAAGGCUGAUCGUCUAGUUACUGGGGCUUUUCCCUCUCAGUGCCUUUAUUUGCUCUUUCAGUCCACGCCUGAGGUAAUGGAUGCCAGUGCACACUGCUGCAGGCAAUUUGGGUACAAGAGGUCUAAUCGGUACAUGCCCCAUCUUAGCCUUCUUUAUGGGACUCUGACAAACGAUAAGAAGAAGAAGGCUCAAGAAAAAGCUUACGUUCUUGAUGAGAGCAUCGAUGGCCUGAAUUUCCAGAUAAGUCGCCUGGCAUUGUGGAUAACAGACCGUCAAGACAAAGGAAAGUUGGAAUCAUGGAAGCAGGUUGCUGAAUGCAGCCUUAGCGCCAACUAG
Dovyalis caffra is the source of this 576-nucleotide messenger RNA. Lineage: Eukaryota; Viridiplantae; Streptophyta; Magnoliopsida; Malpighiales; Salicaceae. The record is from the annotation of a GenBank genome assembly.